AUAUAUAUAGACUGUAAAGCAAUGUUUGGGGGUGUCUGCCCUGCCAGGUGCGGUUUGCAGAGUGCCUGAUGUGGAUGGGGUGUGAUUCCCAUCCUGGGCAAUGAUGAACCGGUCAAUCCAAUGCCUGGAACCCAACGCUGAUCAGUUACAAACCAAUUCCAAGAGCACAAACUGCAGCACAAAGUUGAGCACUCAGGAGCAGGAGAGCCAGAUCACAGCCCUGGGAAUCUCUCUCUCGGUUUUCCUCAGUCUCAUCACUCUGGCUAUUGUAUUGUCCAAUGCUUUUGUGGUCAUCACCAUCUCUCGGACCAGGAAGCUGCAGACCCCUGCUAAUAUCCUGAUCGCCUCUCUAGCUGUCACUGAUCUCCUGGUCUCCAUAUUAGUGCUACCCAUAAGCAUUGUGUAUACGGUUAGUGGGACCUGGACUUUGGGACAGAUAGUCUGUGAUAUCUGGUUGUCUUCAGAUAUCACCUGCUGCACCGCAUCCAUCCUCCAUUUAUGUGUGAUUGCUUUAGACAGGUACUGGGCUAUCACUGAUGCUGUCGAGUAUUCAUCCAAAAGAACCCCCAAAAGAGCAGCUGGAAUGAUAGUCACUGUCUGGGUAAUCUCCAUUUGUAUUUCCAUGCCACCUAUGUUCUGGAGACAAUCCAAGGCGGGCGAGCUGACGCACUGUGUGGUCAAUACCGAUCAAAUCUUCUACACCAUCUACUCCACAUUUGGCGCCUUUUACAUCCCAACUUUGCUGCUUAUUGCCCUGUACGGGAGGAUCUACGUGGAGGCACGCUCUCGAAUACUGAAGCAGUCGCCAAAGAGGACGGGCAAGAGGCUGACCACGGCUCAGCUGAUCACUAACUCACCAGGAUCCUCCUCCGUGUCUUCGGUGAACUCAAGGGUUAACGAAAACUCCGGCGAGACAGGCUCUCCCGUUGUUUUGAACCACGUCAAAGUUAAAGUUUCUGACACUCUUUUGGAAAGGAAGAAGAUCCUGGCGGCCAGGGAGAGGAAAGCAACAAAAACUUUAGGGAUAAUCUUAGGGGCUUUCAUUGUCUGCUGGCUUCCAUUCUUUAUUAUUUCGCUGGUGGUUCCCAUCUGUAAGGAAGCUUGCUGGUUCCAUCCUGCCAUUUUUGACUUCUUCACUUGGCUGGGGUACCUGAAUUCACUGAUCAAUCCCAUCAUAUACACCAUGUCCAACGAUGAUUUCAAACAGGCUUUCCAGAAGCUGAUCCGAUUUAGGUACUUCACAUCAUGAGCUCAUCUUAAAAGUGCCAAGUCUGAUUGCUGAAGCGCCUCUUUACCGCUAUUAGCCCCAAACCUGCUGUGUGUUUUGUUUCUUACAAAAUUAUAUGAAACAUUAAGGUGAGCCAAGCGGUAGUUUGCUCACACAAUUCUAGGAGCUAUUGGAGGUCAGUUUGGCUAAUCUUUUACUAUUUGGUUUCAUAACAUACAUAUUGGUUCUUGGGCGAAUGCCACAGCUGUGUGUGCUAUAUUGUAUGUUGGUAUAUAAUAGAGCAAGUCUAGUCACAACACAGUACCUUUUAUUCAACUGACUCAGAUCGGUCCAAUAGAAAGUAUCUUAAUAUGCUAGGUACUUGUAAUUCAUCACAAAACAAUGACAAUCAUAUUUCGGUUUUAUCUUCACAUAUAAUGCUCAGCAUUAACAUCUUUCGGAAUUAUAGAUGUUAUCACAGAAGUGAUCUUUGUUUGAUGUGAGACACUAAUUCAUGCAGUGCAAAGUACAAAAUGAAUCCUGUUUAUCAGGGGGCAAAUGAUCUAAAACUGGACUAUUAUUAUUAUAAAGCCGCUUUUCUGGAAGUGAUCUGGUAAUCAGCAUCAAGCCUACCAUCAGUGUAGGGCAAACAGCGUGUGUGCAUUUUGGCUAAUGUUAAGCCCUUUGAAAUUUUUUAUUCUCAAAGCUUCCCUCGGCUCUGUGGAUUCAAGAGAUUGCCACUCAAAAAGCGAUAAACCAGAGGACAAGUCAAUUAAUAGCAUUGUAUUAUCCAUACCAAAACAAUAUCAGCUAAAACAAAGUAGAUUCAUCAUGCAAGUGAGGUAAAGUUAUCCUGUAAAAAUAAACAGUAAAGGAAUUAACAACCACCAUUCUAAACAUCAGUGUUGUGGGGGUUUCUCUCUCUCUCUCUCUUCCUUUUUUCUCUCAGCUUCAAAUGUUGCAAUGUGGUGUCAACCUAAGAUUUGACUGAUUAUAAAGCAACAGAAGGGCAUCAAAAGGACUUACAACUUUAAAAAUACAUUUUGUUGUAUCUUGGCUUUAUUUUGUUUUAAUUCCACUUGCUAAAGGAAUUAAAUAUUCACUAAACGUAAUAGUUUAAAGUAACUAUUCUGUAUUUAUAAAUGCAUUUUAACCCAUAAUUGGGAGAAUAAUUAUGGCAGUUUGAAUUUCAGAAAUUGUGUAAUUGUGAUGCAAAACAAGGGUUAAUAAAUAACCUACAAUCCUGCUUUUAAUAAAACUUUGUUCAAUCUAUUUAUCUGCAGUAUAAAAAUCAAAGAAAACAGAAAAUACUCAGAUAUAGUGAUAUUUAUGACACUGUUAUCAAUGUCGUGUUUGCAUCGUUUUAAAAUGUUUGGUUUUUUUAUUUUAAGAUUAGCACCUUGAUUGUAUAUAAAUCAAAAUUUGUUUAUAUCUGUGGGCUUUGGAAAUCAGCAUUGUUGCUAACCCUAUUUUGAUGCUAACCCUUGUUUUAUUGUAUGUGUAUUUGAGGAUGGGCAAGGCAUCACUUGGAAUAAAUAUCUUCAGUCUAUAUUCAGUCGGAAUUAUCUCAAUUGCAUUUUCAAAUUGCCAAGAAUAUAAAUCUAUACAAAUUCUGUUGGCCAAAUUCUCAAAAAUACUAGAAAUCUUAACUUUCAGACAUUUAGAGCACCUGCAAAAUGAAAGAAAAGGAAAGCAAGUUAAUGGGUUGAUUUGGAACAGUGAUUUGUAUUUUUGGAUCUUAUGAAAGACGUAACAAUCAGGUUUGAAUUCUGUAGUUUUAAAUGGCAGUGGGAAAAAACUUACAUCACACUGAGUACUGUAAAAAAAUCAUUAUGUUUUAUCUCUGCUGAGCUUCUUAAAUAUAUGGGUUAUAUGCAUUAUUACAGAAAAGUGUAAAAUUACUUUAAACUGUUACCAGUAAAUUCUUCAUGCACUAUUGUGUAAUAAAAGGAAACUGCAAUGUUUUGCAUGUAAAACAUUAGACUGGAGCUGUUCAAUAAAUGCUGA
Callorhinchus milii (elephant shark) is the source of this 3214-nucleotide messenger RNA. RefSeq names its product 5-hydroxytryptamine (serotonin) receptor 1B (gene htr1b). The transcript has a single exon. Gene Ontology annotation, molecular function: G protein-coupled serotonin receptor activity. Gene Ontology annotation, cellular component: plasma membrane. The record is from RefSeq and is a predicted model, not a curated record. Gene Ontology annotation, biological process: regulation of behavior; chemical synaptic transmission; vasoconstriction. Lineage: Eukaryota; Metazoa; Chordata; Chondrichthyes; Chimaeriformes; Callorhinchidae. The coding region runs from base 101 to 1249 and encodes 382 amino acids.